Chenopodium quinoa (quinoa) is the source of this 2155-nucleotide messenger RNA. Its product is annotated as 3-oxoacyl-[acyl-carrier-protein] synthase III, chloroplastic-like. Gene Ontology annotation, biological process: fatty acid biosynthetic process. The transcript has 9 exons. Gene Ontology annotation, molecular function: 3-oxoacyl-[acyl-carrier-protein] synthase activity. The record is from RefSeq and is a predicted model, not a curated record. Gene Ontology annotation, cellular component: chloroplast. The coding region runs from base 343 to 1518 and encodes 391 amino acids. Lineage: Eukaryota; Viridiplantae; Streptophyta; Magnoliopsida; Caryophyllales; Amaranthaceae.
UUAUUUAAUAAAUUAAUACCCAACAACCAAAACAUUUCUUGCAAUUUUGGUUGAUCCCACUUUUGGAUCUCAUAGAUUUGGAUUUAAAUAAAUUCAGCAUUAAAUAGACCUCAAAGCUCAAAGCAUACUUUUUCUCAUCUUCCUCCACCUAUUUUUCUCACCAAAAAAAAGGAAAAAAAAAAAAAAAAAAACUUCUUUUAAUUUAUUUAAUUUUAUUUUCGUCAUAAAUUUUCCCAAUCACUUCACCAAACCAAACUCUUCCUUCUUUGGAGUCUCCACCAAAGAGAGAGAGAAAAAAGCCACUUCUGAACUUCAUCCUUAAUCUCAUCUGGAGAUGCGAAAAUGUCUUUGGUAGCCAACGUAGAUUUCCAGCACAUUUUGCGUUUCUUGAAUCCCAACGUUAAUGAAAAGCAAAAUAUCAUGCUUCCUAUCAAUGGAUUUGGUCGCCGUUUCUCCAACAUUUGUUGUAAGAAACCCGACAUUGAUGUCAAUUCAAGGCUAGUAAAUAGGGGAUGUAAGCUAGUAGGUUGUGGUUCUGCUGUACCAAAGCUGCAGAUCUCCAAUGAUGAUCUUUCUAAAUUUGUUGAAACUUCGGAUGAAUGGAUAUCUACUCGAACAGGGAUUCGCAAUCGACGUGUCCUUUCAGGUAACGAUAGCUUGGUAGGCUUAGCUGCCGAAGCAGCUAGGAAUGCUCUACAGAUGGCCAAUGUUGGCCCAGAUGAUAUUGACCUUAUCUUGAUGUGCACUUCUACAGCCGAGGACCUCUUUGGCAGUGCUCCUCAGGUACAAAAAGCAUUAGGAUGCAGCCGAAGUCCCUUGUCUUAUGAUAUUACUGCUGCUUGCAGUGGAUUUUUGCUGGGUCUGGUGUCUGCUGCUUGUCACGUAAGGGGUGGUGGAUUCAAGAAUGUCCUAGUUAUAGGUGCUGAUGCUCUUUCUCGUUUUGUUGACUGGACUGAUAGAGGAACCUGCAUACUGUUUGGUGAUGCUGCUGGAGCUGUAGUAGUGCAGGCUUGUGACAGUGAAGAAGACGGCAUGUUUGCUUUUGACCUGCAUAGUGAUGGUGAGGGUGCAAGGCAUUUAAAUGCAUCCCUGAGACCUGAUGAAGUGGAUGAAGCAAUAAGCAACAAUUGUGCCAUGGCAGGUUUCCCCCCAAGGCGCCCAUCCUAUUCAUGUAUUAAUAUGAAUGGAAAAGAGGUCUUUCGCUUUGCUGUAAGAUGUGUGCCCCAGUCAAUUGAGGCUGCACUUCAAAAGGCUGGUCUAAAUAGUUCCAAUGUUGAUUGGUUAUUAUUGCAUCAGGCAAACCAGAGGAUUAUUGAUUCAGUUGCAACACGUUUGGAAGUUCCUACAGAACGCGUCUUGUCUAAUUUGGCAAAUUAUGGUAACACCAGUGCCGCAUCAAUCCCCUUGGCAUUGGAUGAAGCUGUUCGGAGUGGAAAAGUUCAGCCAGGACAUAUCAUUGCAACAUCUGGAUUUGGUGCUGGUCUUACAUGGGGAUCUUCCAUUAUCAGAUGGGGAUAAAGAAAGAAAAUAUUGUUCAUCAUCAUCCUCCUGUUUGCAACAUCAUAUUGUUGGUUAAAGAGGAGGGCGUUGGGGGAAGCGUUGUUUAACACUUGCAGUUCUUUCUUGAAGAAUCUCACUUCCCCUGGUUACAGAUGAUUCAGGAGCAACACCUCUCAUAAUUCACAGAAGCUCCAUCAGAGUGGCCCCUUCGCGUGUUAUAUAUAUUUCCCUUUAUUGCCUGAAUAAGUUCUAUUUAUUCAAAUCAGGUGAAUUUAUUCACACCUAGUUAAAAAAAAUCUCCAAGCUGUCAUUCAUAGUUUUUUUUUGCAGUCAGUACGCAGAGCUAGGAAUUUUUUCAGGUGAGUGAUUCAAACAGCUUCUCUAGGCCUGUUCAUCCUGUCUGCUAGACCGUUUAUUUUGAAUUGUGUUUAGUAUUUUCAUCUUUAUUGAUUUACUGAAGAGGUUAUCGCGAUUACAGAUUUAUGUAGAAAACUGUUUUUUUGAAAGGGAGAAAUAAUCAAUUUUUUUACUGAAUUGUUGUUAGGAAGGAUUUGGUAAGGGUGUCUUAGCUGAAGAUGGGUAUAUGUUGCAAAAUGAUAAUCCUCAUUUGGUUUCAUUUGACUUCAAUUUAAUUUUUGAGAAUGAUUUUAUUGAA